UUUUUAAGAAGACCGACUGGCAACACUGCUUUGACGUUUGCUUUCUUUCAUAUUUUGAUGGUGUUGUUGUGAGAUUGUAUGAUAAUUUAAACCUUAACAAUGUCGCUGGUAAUUCCGGACAAGUUUCAACAUAUUUUACGUAUUAUGAAUACAAAUAUUGAUGGAAAACGUAAGGUAAUGUUUGCUAUGACCGCUAUCAAAGGAGUUGGUCGCAGAUAUUCCAAUAUCGUGUUGAAAAAAGCAGACAUAGAUCUUGAUAAACGUGCCGGAGAGUGCACUGAAGAAGAGGUUGAAAAGAUUGUCACUAUAAUGUCAAACCCAAGGCAGUACAAAAUCCCAGAUUGGUUUUUGAAUAGACAGAAAGAUAUUGUCGAUGGUAAAUACAGCCAGUUGACAUCCUCUAACUUGGAUUCAAAGCUUCGUGAAGAUCUCGAGAGGCUAAAGAAGAUUCGAGCCCAUAGAGGUAUGCGUCACUACUGGGGCCUCCGUGUCCGUGGUCAGCAUACUAAAACCACUGGCAGGAGAGGCAGAACUGUGGGUGUCUCUAAGAAGAAGUAAUUUACACUAAUAAACAAGUAUCAUCUAAAAAA
Messenger RNA from Diatraea saccharalis (sugarcane borer), 590 nucleotides. NCBI's taxonomy places the organism in Eukaryota, Metazoa, Arthropoda, Insecta, Lepidoptera, Crambidae. The record is from the annotation of a GenBank genome assembly.